This is a messenger RNA of Rubroshorea leprosula, 5674 nucleotides long. Lineage: Eukaryota; Viridiplantae; Streptophyta; Magnoliopsida; Malvales; Dipterocarpaceae. The record is from the annotation of a GenBank genome assembly.
GAGAGAAACAGAGCAACGAAAAAGUACAGAGCUUUUUUUUUUUUUAAAAUAAAAAAAAAAUCUUUUUUCCUGCGCCAAUCUUCUUCUUCUCCUUCUUUACCAUCUCCAUGAGAGAGUAGUAGCUUCGUUCUAAGAAGGGAAACUACACGCCGUUUUCAGAAUGGCACAGAAGAUUCAGCAGCAGCUCAAGGAGGUGGGAUCCAAGCUCGAGACCCUUCCGUCCUCCAAGGAUGCCGUCCUCAAGCUCUUAAAGCAAGCUGCUACAUGUCUUUCAGAGCUUGAUCAGUCACCACCAUCAACAGUAUUAGAAUCAAUGAAGCCUUUUCUUAAUGCCAUUGUCAAGCCUGAAUUGUUGAAGCAUCAAGAUAAGGAUGCUAAGCUUCUUGUUGCUACCUGUAUAUGUGAGAUAACUCGCAUCACUGCACCAGAAGCUCCUUACAGUGAUGAUGUUUUAAAGGAUGUUUUCCACUUGAUUGUUGGCACUUUCAGCGGUUUGAGUGAUACCAGUGGUCCAUCAUUUGGGAGGAGGGUUGGCAUCUUGGAGACUCUUGCAAAAUAUAGGUCAUGUGUGGUGAUGUUGGAUCUUGAAUGUGAUAAUCUGGUGAAUGAAAUGUUCAGUACGUUUUUUGCUGUUGCCAGUACGUUUUUUGCUGUUGCCAGUGAUGAUCAUCCAGAAAGUGUUUUAUCAUCCAUGCAAACUAUCAUGAUUGUUGUGCUGGAAGAAAGUGAGGAUGUCCGGGAUGAUCUUUUAAAUAUCAUACUAUCUACAUUAGGUCGUAAUAGAAGUGAUGUUACUAAGGCUGCAAGGAGACUUGCCAUGGAUGUCAUAGAGCACUGUACAGGAAAACUUGAAGCUGGCAUAAAACAGUUUCUUAUAUCAUCAAUAUCUGGAGAUAAUCUUUCAUCAUAUAAUCAAAUCGACUACCAUGAAGUCAUUUAUGACGUUUAUUGUUGUGCUCCUCAGAUACUAGCAGGAGUUGUUCCAUACCUCACGGGAGAGCUAUUGACUGAUCAGUUAGAUACACGUUUGAAAGCAGUGAAAUUGGUUGGAGACUUAUUUGCUCUACCAGCCUCUGCAAUGUCUGAAACAUUUCAGCCGGUUUUCUCUGAAUUUCUAAAAAGGUUGACUGAUAGAGUAGUUGGGGUUAGAAUGUCUGUCCUUGAGCAUGUUAAGAGCUGCUUGCUGUCAGAUCCUUCCAGAGCUGAGGCUCCUGAAAUUAUAUCUGCCCUCUGUGACCGACUGUUGGACUAUGAUGAAAAUGUUAGAAAGCAAGUUGUGGCUGUAAUCUGUGAUGUGGCUUGUCAUGCCCCUGAUUCUGCACCAGUUGAGACUAUAAGACUAGUUGCAGAGCGUCUUCGUGACAAAUCAUUACUUGUUAAAAAAUAUACUGUUGAAAGACUGGCCGAGAUAUUCAGAGUUUAUUGUGCAAGGUGUUCUGAUGGUUCAAUUGAACCCAAGGAAUUUGAUUGGAUACCCGGGAAGAUUUUGAGAUGUCUUUAUGACAAAGAUUUUAGAUCAGACACAAUUGAAUCUAUCCUGUGUGGGUCUUUGUUCCCAACUGAGUUCUCAAUUGGAGAUAAGGUUAAAUGUUGGGUAAGAAUUUUUUCACUCUUUGACAAAGUUGAGGUGAAGGCUCUUGAGAGGAUACUGGAGCAGAAGCAAAGGUUGCAGCAGGAGAUGCAGAGGUACCUAGCUCUCAGGCUUACGCAUCAGGAUGGUGAUGCUCCUGAGAGACUGAAGAAAAUCUUGUUCUGCUUCCGUGUAAUGUCCCGCUCGUUUUCUGAACCUACGAAGGCUGAAGAGAGUUUCCAGGUUCUUGAUCAAUUGAAAGAUGCUAACAUCUGGAAGAUUUUAACAAAUCUACUUGAUCCAAAAAUCAGCUUCAGUCAAGCUUGUAGCAGUCGGGAUGAGUUGCUCAGAAUACUUGGUGAGAAGCAUCGACUCUAUGAAUUUUUGAGCAGUCUGUCUCUGAAGUGCUCUUAUCUACUUUUCAACAAGGAGCAUGUGAAAGAAAUUCUUGCGGAGGCUUCAGUGCAAAAGUCUGCUGGAAGUUCACAUUACACUCAAACUUGCAUGGACAUACUUGUGAUGCUCGCACGCUUUAGUCCAUUGCUUCUUGGUGGAUCCGAAGAAGAACUGGUAAAUUUUCUCAAAGAUGACAAUGAAAUAAUAAAAGAAGGUACUUUGCAUGUUUUGGCAAAGGCUGGUGGUACAAUCCGAGAACAACUUUCAGUAGCAUCAAGCUCAAUUGAUCUGAUGUUAGAGAAGCUUUGCUUAGAAGGUAGUCGGAAACAGGCUAAGUAUGCCGUACAUGCACUAGCAGCAAUAACAAAGGAUGAUGGGCUGAAGUCCCUUUCUGUUCUAUACAAGAGGCUUGUGGAUAUGCUGGAGGAGAAGACAUAUUUGCCAGCUGUACUACAAUCUUUGGGGUGUAUAGCACAGAGUGCCAUGCCUGUUUUUGAAACCAGAGAGAGUGAAAUCCAAGAAUUUAUUAAAAACAAUAUUCUAAGAUGCAAUAAUAAAGCAGAAGACAAGGCAAAAGAAUGUUGGGAUGACAGAAGUGAAGUUUGUCUACUGAAGAUAUUUGGAAUAAAGACAUUGGUCAAAAGCUACUUGCCUGUCAAAGAUGCUCAUCUUCGUCCUGGUAUUGAUGAACUCCUAGAACUCCUCAGAAGCAUACUUUCUUUUGGUGAGAUAUCAGAAGAAAUAGAAUCAAGCGCUGUUGAUAAGGCCCAUUUGAGGCUUGCUGCAGCCAAGGCAGUUCUUCGUCUGGCAAAGAACUGGGAUCACAAAAUCCCUCUAGAUGUCUUUCACUUAACCUUGAAGAUACCGGAGAUCUCUUUUCCUCAAGCUAAGAAAUUAUUUCUCAGCAAAGUUCAUCAGUAUAUAAAGGAUCGGCUCUUGGAUGCAAAAUAUGCCUGUGCUUUCUUAUUUAGCAUAACCGAGGGCAAGCCGCUUCAGUGUGAAGAGGAAAAACAGAACUUAGCCGACAUCAUUCAAAUGUAUCAGCAGACAAAGGCACGGCAAAUUUCUUUACAAUCAGAUGCAAAUUCUUCCUCAGCAUAUCCAGAGUACAUCCUCCCUUAUUUGGUACAUACUCUUGCUCAUCAUUCAUGUCCGGACAUAGAUGAGUGCAAGGAUGUCAAAGCAUUUGAAUUAAUAUAUCGGCAAUUGUACUUGAUUAUUUCUAUGCUGGUGCAUAAAGAUGAAGACACGAACUCAGAAGGUAGUACCAACAGAGAGAAGGAGAUUAUAUCUGCAGUAAGUUCUAUCUUUCAGAACAUUAAGUGCUCAGAAGAUGCAGUUGAUGCCAAAAAGUCAAAGAAUUCGCAUGCUAUCUGUGACCUUGGUCUCUCUGUAACUAAGCGAUUGGCGCAUAAGGAGGAUGAUUUGCACAGCCUGAUUCAACUAGUCUCUCUGCCCCUGAUGCUCUACAAACUAUAUGAGAAGGAAGAGGGUGGUGAUUCUAUGGCUAAGGAGGGGCAAACAUGGUUGGCUGAUGAAAGUGUUGUAUCUCACUUUGAAUCACUGAAGUUGGAAAGUGAUGACAAGGAUCAUUCAGAGAUUCUUGAGAGUGAGGCUUUCAAAGACAGUGAUGGAGAUGGAAAUGAAGUGCCCAUUGGGAAAAUUAUAAAACAUAUAAAAUCUCAAGGAACCAAGGAUGGAAAGGCAAAAAAGAAGAAGUCUCUAUCAGCAGGAACAAAAAAUGCUAACAAUGAUGUUGACAUUUUGAAAGUGGUGAGGGAAAUAAACUUGGAUAGUCUGGGUGUAUCUAGUAAGUUUGAAUCAAGCAACGGUCAUGAACAUUUUCCAAGAAAGAAAGCUAAAUUUGGGCAGGAGCAUCAGGGUAAGAACAUUUUCCCAGUGCCUAAACGGCGCCGUUCAUCAUCCACUCGUAGUCCUUCCAAAGUUUCAAGAAGUGCUUUGAAGGUUACUUCAAUAGUUUCUGCUAAAUUGGAUGAGGAUGAUUUCCAUGAUUCAGAAAAUGAGGGAAAUACAAAGUCUAAGGUAUCAAGCUUUCAUAAGAAAAGAAGCAUCUCAUCAAGAACAAGAAGAGAUGACAAGGGCUCUGAUUCAGAUGAUGAUGCAAAUGAAUAUGAAACUGAUAAUGACAGUCUGGAGAAGUCUAACAUGCUGAUGGAGACGGAUAACGGUAAGACAAGUAAUAUAAAGUCUGCUGCUGGAUCGAACAAGAAGCGGAAAAGGAGGAGCGUUGCCGGAUUAGGGAAGUGCACAACAAAGGAGAGUGGCAUUGAUUUUGAAGACUUGAUUGGCUGCAGAAUAAAAGUCUGGUGGCCCAUGGACAAGCAGUUUUAUGAAGGCACUGUUAAGUCUUAUGACCCUUUAAAAAGGAAGCAUGUGAUAUUGUAUGAUGAUGGGGAUGUGGAGGUACUCCGUCUAGAUAGAGAGCGUUGGGAGCUCGUUGACAAGGUUCGCAAAACUGGAAAGAAGUCAGGUUCAUUGAAAGCCUCUUCUAAGGAAAUGCCUUCUGGUAAAAAAAGCAAGAAUUCAGGUGGUCCACGUCAAAAUAAGAACUCAAUGAAGAUAGUUAAAGGGAAAAGAACUCCAAAGAAAAACUUGAAGCGUGCUGCAAAAGGUGCAUCUAAAAGCAAGUUUACUCAUGUUGAUGAUAAAGGGAAUUCUGAUGAGUCAGAAACCAAGGUCACGGUUUCAAAUAAAGAUAAUACAAUGGACUCAGAUGAUUCUCAAGCGCACACAGAAACGGUGGAUGGGAAUCAAACAGAUAGAGAAGAAUCUAAUAAGGAAGUUGAUUCAGUUUCCCAAGAAAGACAUUCAGAAGAUACAAAGGAAAGCCCAAGUCAUAACGAGGAAUCAGAGGAAGUAAAAUCGGAUCCUGAUGGGAAAGUUGAUGAAGACAUUGAGAAUGUUCCAAAUGAUGAUGAAAAGGAUGAUGAGGAUGAUGAAGAGAAAUCUCACUUGGAAGAGAAAGUAGCAGAUGAAGUGAACGAAGAUGAAGCUAAUAAAGGAAAGAAGUCUGAAUCAGAGACGAAUCAAGCAAGUGAUACUGUUGAGAGUAAUAGUAAAGGGCAGAAGAAAUCACGUAAAGGAUCUUCAUUACCUUCUAAUGCUGCGGAUGCUGGAGUCUCUGAUGACGAGCCUCUUAGCAAAUGGAAGAGUAAAGUGGGGAAGUCAACCCCCAAGCGAGUAAGGUAGGCAGUUCAACAUCGAUACAACUCUUCCUCCUUAGAUUUGAGAAAAGUGCUGUGUCCAGAGCCAGAGCUAUCAGUCUCAUAGACAGUAGCAGAUGAAGACCAUUUGACCAUGUACAGACACUAAUAAAUGUCCGAACGGUUGCCCUUAGUCUCAGCAUAGAAUGUAAAAUAACUGUAGGCACUCCCACAUAUAAGGAACGCAGUGAUUGUAAGAACUUAGGGCAACUAAGUCUAGCCUAGGUCAUCUGUACUAUUGGUAGAUGGUAAGAUUGUAUUUUGUUGUAGUUCAUUGUCUAACCGCCACGACUUAUGAAUAGAUAGGGCAGGCAGGGCACAUGUAGAGUUAUAUUUUGGGAUAUAUGUUUAAUUUUGUUCAAACUUGAAACAUACAUUACGUUGAUUACGUUGCGACUUUUGUCUUGUGGGUUUGUUGAUGCCACUAUGAUUGCCAGCACAAACAGGCUUGAAAGCUAUAUGUGAAUGAAUUGUCAUCAUAUUG